CCGCUCCCCGUCGGUGGGCGGACCCAGGCGCUCCCCGCCCCGCAGCCUCCCGAGCGGAGCCGCCGCCGCUGCCGGAUCCCGAUGCCGGGAGCUGAGCGCUGAGGGCGGCCCCGAGAUGGGGAUUCUCAGCAUCACGGACCAGCCUCCUCUGGUCCAAGCCAUCUUCAACCGCGAUGUAGAGGAAGUGCGGUCGCUGCUGAAUCAGAAGGAGAAUAUCAAUGUACUGGACCAAGAAAGACGAACACCUCUGCAUGCUGCUGCCUACAUAGGAGAUGUUGCAAUCCUCGAGCUCCUCAUACUGUCAGGUGCUAAUGUUAAUGCAAAGGACACUGUUUGGCUCACCCCGUUACACCGCGCUGCGGCUUCUCGCAACGAGAAAGCACUUCACCUCCUCCUGAAGCACUCGGCAGACGUCAAUGCCCGCGACAAGUAUUGGCAAACGCCUCUGCACGUCGCUGCUGCCAACCGGGCCACCAAGUGUGUGGAGGCCAUCAUCCCCCUGCUGAGCACUGUCAAUGUUGCAGACCGCACGGGCCGCACGGCGCUGCACCACGCUGUGCACAGCGGCCACCUCGAGAUGGUGAACCUGCUGUUAAACAAAGGGGCCAGCCUGAGUACUUGUGACAAGAAGGAUCGCCAGCCCAUCCACUGGGCAGCUUUUCUGGGGCAUUUGGAAGUUCUGAAGCUGCUGGUGGCCCGUGGAGCUGAUGUGAUGUGUAAGGACAAGAAGGGCUACACCCUGCUGCACACAGCUGCAGCCAGCGGGCAGAUCGAAGUUGUGCGUCACCUGCUGCGGCUGGGGGUGGAGAUCGAUGAACCAAAUUCCUUUGGUAACACUGCACUUCACAUCGCCUGUUACAUGGGCCAAGAUGCCGUGGCCAAUGAACUGGUCAAUUACGGCGCCAACGUCAAUCAGCCUAACGAGAAGGGCUUCACCCCUCUGCACUUUGCUGCUGUCUCCACCAAUGGGGCCCUGUGCCUGGAGCUCCUCGUCAACAACGGGGCUGAUGUCAACUUUCAGAGUAAGGAAGGGAAGAGCCCCUUGCACAUGGCUGCCAUCCACGGGCGGUUCACACGUUCACAGAUCCUCAUUCAGAAUGGCAGUGAGAUUGACUGUGCUGACAAAUACGGCAAUACCCCCCUCCACGUUGCUGCUAGAUAUGGCCAUGAGCUGCUAAUUAGUACUUUGAUGACGAAUGGUGCUGACACUGCAAGGCGUGGGAUCCACGACAUGUUCCCUCUGCACUUAGCUGUUCUCUUUGGAUUUUCAGACUGUUGUCGUAAGCUACUUUCCUCAGGUCAGUUGUACAGUAUCGUCUCCUCGCUGAGCAACGAGCACGUGCUGUCUGCAGGCUUUGAUAUAAACACACCUGACAACCUUGGGAGGACUUGCCUCCACGCUGCUGCUUCCGGAGGGAACGUUGAAUGUCUUAAUUUGCUGUUGAGCAGCGGUGCUGACUUGAGAAGGAGAGAUAAAUUUGGAAGGACUCCACUGCACUACGCAGCUGCCAAUGGCAGCUAUCAGUGUACAGUGACAUUGGUCACUGCAGGAGCCAGUAUUAAUGAGGCUGAUUGUAAAGGCUGUACCCCCUUACACUAUGCUGCUGCUUCGGACACGUACAGGAGAGCAGAGACUCAUUCAGGAAACAGCCAUGACACUGAUGAGGAGCCACUGAAGGAGUCCAGGAUGAAGGAGGCAUUCUUUUGUUUAGAGUUCUUGCUGGAUAAUGGUGCUGACCCAUCCCUCCGGGACAAGCAGGGAUAUACUGCUGUCCACUAUGCAGCUGCGUAUGGCAACAGGCAGAACCUCGAAUUGCUCCUGGAAAUGUCUUUUAACUGCCUGGAGGAUGUGGAAAGCACCAUUCCAGUCAGCCCUUUGCACUUAGCUGCCUAUAAUGGUCACUGUGAAGCCCUGAAGACACUUGCUGAAACCCUCGUGAACCUGGAUGUGCGGGACCACAAGGGGCGGACAGCCCUGUACCUCGCCACGGAGAGAGGCUCCACCGAGUGCGUGGAGGUGCUCACCAGCCACGGCGCUUCUGCCCUGGUGAAGGAGAGGAAGAGGAAGUGGACCCCUCUCCACGCUGCAGCUGCCAAUGGGAAUACAGAUUCCCUGCACCUCCUGAUAGACAGCGGGGAGCGGGCAGACAUCACCGAUGUCAUGGACAUCCACGGCCAAACCCCACUGAUGCUGGCGAUCAUGAACGGCCACGUCGACUGCGUUCACCUCCUCCUGGAGAAGGGAUCUACAGCUGAUGCAGCCGACAAGAGAGGAAGGACCGCUCUGCAUCGGGGGGCUGUGACGGGCUGUGAGGACUGCCUGGCUGCUCUGCUGGACCACGAUGCCUUCGUUCUGUGUCGGGAUUUCAAAGGCCGGACCCCGAUUCACUUUGCAUCGGCGUGUGGGCACUUAGAAAUCCUGAGGACCUUGCUGCAGGCAGCCCUCUCUACUGACCCUCUGGACUCUGUGGUGGACUACAGCGGUUACUCACCAAUGCACUGGGCUUCAUACAGUGGGCAUGAAGAUUGUCUUGAAUUGUUACUUGAACACAAUCCAUUUGCAUACCUAGAAGGAAACCCCUUUACUCCAUUGCACUGUGCAGUAAUUAACAACCAGGACAGCACUGCUGAAAUGCUGGUGGAAGCAUUAGGUGCCAAGAUUGUUAAUAGCAGAGAUGCCAAAGGAAGGACACCCCUUCACGCUGCUGCCUUUGCAGACAACAUCCAUGGUUUACAGCUGCUGCUGCGCCACCAAGCCGAGGUGGACACAACUGACAAGCUGGGGAGGACUCCCCUCAUGAUGGCCUCUGAGAACGGGCACACUGCAGCAGUUGAGUUCCUGCUGUACCAAGCGAAAGCAAAUAUAACUGUGCUGGAUGUCAACAAGAACACAGCUCUUCACCUGGCCUGCAGCAAGGGUCAUGAAAAGUGUGCCUUGUUGAUCCUGGGGGAAACCCAAGACCUUGGCCUUAUCAAUGCAAGUAACAGUGCUCUGCAGAUGCCGCUCCACAUUGCUGCACGGAAUGGGCUGGCCACUGUCGUCCAGGCCCUGCUCAGCAGAGGUGCCACCGUGUUGGCUGUGGAUGAAGAAGGUCAUACCCCAGCCUUGGCAUGCGCCCCCAACAAGGACGUUGCCGACUGCCUGGCACUUAUCCUCUCCACCAUGAAGCCUUUCCCACCUAAAGACGCCAUCAGCUCUUUCAGCUUCAACCUCCUCAAGAACUGCGGCAUUGCAGCCAAAACCGCGGCCUGCGGGGCUCUGCCCAAUGGCAGCACCUGCCCCUACAGCAAGGACCGGCACAAUGCCAUCGGCUUAGACGGCUGUUACUCGGAGUAGCUUAAACUAUGGGUGACCUAAUAUCUUAUUAUAUUUAUUUAGAAAUUCUAUAAAUAUAGGGCACUUUAAAGGAGAACAAGACUGGGCAGGCCUUCUAGCAUGGCCAAGUAGACCAAGAGUUCAACGCUUCCUCUUCUUGCUGCAGCACCAGCGUGGUGCUAGCGCUGCUAAUUGCUGUAACGAGGGGCUGGCAGUGCUGCCCUGGUGGCACGGGGCUGCCUUGAACACCAAGCCACGCUCCUCCAGCCAUUUGCAUCCCUCAUGUGGCAUCCGCUGCUUCCAUUGGGCUGCGUGGCCACAGAGAACCAAAAUGAGGAAAAACUCUUUAAUUAAGUAAAAAAAAGCUAAUUGGGACCAUCCAUUGGGCUGCAGAUGGGAAGAGGAUUUGGCUCCCAGCUCUUGGGGGUGGAUUGAAAUCGGUUCCGUUGGCAUCCCCAUGCUGUCUGCAGGCUGGAACGGGGAAGCCUGAACUCUUGGUGGGGUGUGGGGUUUGGGAUCGGGGUGGUCUUGCAGCCGCUGGGGUGGGUGCUAGCUCCUGGCCAAGUGCCACUGUAAUGCUCCUCUCUGAGUCACUUUUCUCUCAUGCUCAUCCUUCGAUUCCAAUACAAACACUUGAAUCAAGAUCUACUGUACCUGGGACACUAAAAUACCCUUUUGGCAGCUGUCAUUUUUAUGCAAAAACGGGUGCUGCUGCCCGACUCAGCGGUCUGCGCGCUACGGACGCGCUGCUGGAACCUCACUCCCCACACCAGGCACUUUAGGGAUUCUGUUGGUUAUCUGCUUUUGGUUUGGUUGGGUUGGUUGGUCUUUUUGUUUCCCUCCUCUCUUGACAAAACGUUGGAUCCUAAGAGCUGAUUCUUGGGAUUCCUUUUGGAGUUUUCGUUCUCUGUGUCGCGUGGCUGUUCCCACGCGAGAGUCAGUGUUGCUUUUCUUUUUAAAAAAGAGAAAGGUUAUUUAUAAAGAAACAAGCAUUUACCUUUUAAAAACAGAAAAAAAAAAACCAAAAAAAAAAUCAACAAAAAUAAUAAUUAAAAAAAAUAUAUCUGAAACUUUUAGCCUUUAAAUAAGGAAGAAAAUGCACUUCAGAGUCCUUAUUCACAACCCUAAUAGGUCCGUAUUUAUUUUUCUAACGCAGCAUGUUGGCAGGUUUUAUUAGCGUGCAUGUAUGUGAGAUCAUUGGGUGUUUUUUGGGGUUUUUUUUUUGUGCUUGUUUUGGGUUUUCUAAUUUUAGAGAUCAUAUUUAUAAUGCAGGUUUGAAGCAUUCGAGAAACGUUGCACUGUUGGGUCUUUUUUUUGUUAGUUUGGUUUUAUUUUUCUUCGGAAUUACUGUAACAUUAUCACGUGCAAAACAGAUACUCAUUGCUCCAUAUCACGAGUCUGUGCAAAGCCAAAGACUGGGCACUGAGAAAGGGAAGGGGCUGAUGGGGUCAGGCAGCCCAUGGUUGGCAUUUACUGCUGACUUUGACACCGUGUUUGGGCUGGGGGAGGCCCUGGGAGUAAGGGCAGGCCCUGGGAAAGCUGCAGCCUGCUCAUGGCCUGCUUGGUUCCUGUUUGUGGCAUGUUUGUGGCUUGUUUUUGGCCUUUUUGGGGUCUGUUCUUGUCCUGCUCACAGCCUGUUCUUGGCCUGUUCAUUGACCGUUUGUGGCUUGCUCAGGGCCUGUUCAUGGCCUGCUUGGGGCCUACGCAUGGCAUGUUUGGGGCCUGUUCACAUCCCAUUCACCAACUGUUUGUGGCCUGUUCGUGGCCUGCUUGAGACUUGCUUGUGGCCUGUUUUUGGCCUGCUUGGGGUCUGUUCAUGUCUUGCUCAUGGCCUGUUCUAGGCCCACUCAUUGCCUGUUCAUGGCUUGCUUGCAGCCUGCUUGGGGCCUGUUCAUGGCCUACUUGGGGCCUGUUCAUGGCCUACUUGGGGCCUGUUCAUGGCCUACUUGGGGCCUGUUCAUGGCCUACUUGGGGCCUGUUCAUGGCCUGCUUGGGGCCUACUCUUGGCAUGUUUGGGGCCUGCUUGGGGCCUGCUCACGUUCACGAACUGUUUGUGGCCUGUUCAUGGCCUGCUUGAGACCUGCUCAUGGCCUGUUUUUGGCCUGUUUGGGGUCAGUUUAUAUCCUGCUUAUGGCCUGUUUGUUGCCUGUUCACGGCUUGUUUGCAGCCUGAUGGUUCCUGUUUGUGGCCUGCUCAGGGCAUGUUCAUAUAGCCAGCUUGGGGCCUGCUCAUGUUGUGUUCAGGGCCCAUUCAUGUCCCACUCAUGGCCUGUUCAUCAUGGCUUGCUUGCAGCCCGCUUGGGGCCUGUCUGUGACAUGUUCACGGCCUGUUUACAGCCAGUUUGUGGCCUGCUCAGGUCCUGCUCCUCCCACCCCAUCCCUCCCUCUCCCGCGGUGCCUCUGGGUUCUGCAUAGUGUAGGAAGGAAAGCGUUUCUUUAACCAAAACGGCGUCUUUUGUUUCUUGUUACCUGUUGGAAGUUGCUCUUUGUCACAUUGGUGCAGGCCGUCCCUGGGCAGCGGGAGGCAGCGCCUGUUGCACUGCGGCUUUCUUUUACCAAAGCCCAACCCUCAGAACCAAAUAGGGAGCCCUGGCCUUUGGGUGACGAGCACAUUCUUUGUGUCUCACACAGGAGUGUCCCCAGUGAUGCUCCUGGUGCCCCGGUAGCGGUGCCAUGGUGCAGGCUGUGCUCCUUUGCUUCUCUGCCCCCCUAUCUUGGGGCUCCCCGCUCACCCCCCGUCCUCCAGCUUGAAGGAAAGUGUUAACCUUUCUGCACCGAAUACCUCAGUUGGGAACCAGAGCUCACAAAACUUGAAUUCAAAGGUCCUUUUUUUUGAAGAUCCUAUUCAGUAUUCUGCAGAGAAGAACUGGAAAAAAAUAAAAAUAAAAAAAAAUAAGAGAUUUGUUUACAUGGCUGCCGAGCCCGCACUUGCUGCGUCCUUUAUCUCCUGGCUCCUCGCCGAUGGCCGUCGCCUUUUCCUGCGGGGUGGGAGAAUGGGUCCAAAGUCCCCACCGCCGUGGCCACGGAGCACCGGGCCGUGCCGUGGGGUGGUGGCAGAGCUCAGGCUGCCGGUGCCGGGUACAGACGUCGGCUGGCUGGUGCGUGUCGGUCCAUCACAGCUUUUUCUGUAGCCAGGGCGAGAGAAUUCCUUAGAGCACACAGAGCACGCUGCUUUUCCUUCUCUCCUUUCUAUUAUUUCCCAGUAUCGUUGUGUUUUUUCAGUUCCUUUUACCAAACCCCAUCUCUUUUUGCCUUCUGUCCGCGCUCUGCGUUGUCACCUCAACGCGACCACUGAACUCUGAGACAAUCAAUGUGAUCUCUGUAAGGGCUUCUCCAUUUCCUCUCUGGCAGCAUCCGUGCUUUUAAUGUGGACGCCUUCUUUUGCUCUUAGCGAGGAGUUUUUUCUCCCCUCCCCCUCGUGUCUUAUUAUUAAUAAUGAUGAUGAUAAUAAUAAUGACAGUGGAGUGAAAUGAGGUUUCAGCAGCGCAUCCGUGGUUUGGGGACUGAGUGGUGGGGGGGGGUGGGAUGGGAGAGGGAAGCACGGCCACGUUCCCUGCAGGUCCCAGUCUUGUUCUCCUUUAACGCUGUAUUGUAUACAUUUGACAGCACAGCUUGACAAUUUAAGUAAUAAUCAAAAAAAAAAAAAAAAGUGUUUGGUAAUAAUGCAUUAUUUUGCUAAAACGAGAUUUGUGAUGGUUUCCCUAGUGCAUUGUAAGAGGGAUGGAGGGAAACUUCCGCUGCCCGCCCGCUUCCCCCCCCCCUGCUCCUCCCCACCACCUCGAUGCCAAAGUUGGACCAUUCCUGCUUCGCCUUCCAGUUUGGUGUUGCUCUCACCAAGCAGCUACUUCUCAACCCCCCCCCUCCUUCUUUCCCUUCCCCCCCCCCCAAAGCUGUUAGUGUGGGUGUGGAACAAACAGCCCCAUCCCCCCUCUGUCAACAAAAGGAAGUUUCUCUCUGCCCCCUGGUCCAAAGCACUUGCUUCAAGUAAUAAGCACUUUUGUUAAAGCAUGAGUCUGGAUUCCCUUUUAGCGUCCCAUGGAAUAGAGAGCAGCAAUGAGCGGAAGGGAUGACGAAGAGCGUCUUUGGGUUUUGCUUUUUUUUUUAUUAUUAUUAAUUAUUAAUUAUUAUUAAUUUCUUGAUUAUUUUACAUUUUUUUGGGUUUUUUUAACUCAAGAAAAAAAAACAGAAAAAAAAAGAAAAAAAAAAAAAAAAGGAAAAAAAAAAAGGUUUGUUUCUAGGGAACGAAAGGGAAAGUUGGGUUAUAGGAGAGAGAAAGGAGGAGAAAUAAAAAGAAACAAAGAACCGAACCAAAACCAAAAACCAAACAGCACAAACCUACAUUUCAAGUCGUUAAAGGUGGAUUUUUUUGCACUGCCAUUGAUAGAAUUCCGGGCCGAGCCGCCCACCUGAGCCAUAGAAACUGCUGACAAACACUGAAUGUAAAACAAGCACCAACCCCGGAGGAACCCGGCAGCUGCGAUUGGCUUUUAUCCUGCCAGGCACUUCCAUAGUCCCAAAUAACCCAGUGGUGGUGAGGAGGUGCUCGGUGUGUUCUCUUGUUGCUGUUCCCAAGCUGCAGGCGAUUUGUGUUUCCUUAAGGAGAUGUAAGACCCCCCCCAAUCCCUUUUACCCCCCCAGACAGUCCCAGACCCCACCAUCCCCAUUGGGGCUGAGUUUAACAAGUCCAAAAACAAAGCGUAAAACAAAAAAAAAACCCUAUAAAGAAAUAGGAGUAAAAUAACAGGAAGGACUCUAUGAUUUGGGCACCCCGAGCUGCGGCACCCAACGCAGCGAGGAGCAAAAACCGACACUAAGAACAAACCACACACCCCAGAAACAACCUUUUUUGGUUUCUUUGCAUUGCGUGGUGGGACCCGGGGGGGGGGUUUUGGGGGGCUGAACCCCCUUUGCUGCCCCCCAUAGGGACCAUAGAAGCAUCCCAGCCUUGAGGAGCGCGUCCCGCUUUGCCUUCAGUAAGAAACCAAAGGACAAAGCAAGCCACCCCUUUCCAUUGGGGAUCGUUAUGGGGGUGUUUUAGUGUUUUUUUGUUGGGUUUUUUUUUUCUUUUUUCUCUUUUUUUUUCCUUCUUUUCUGUUGGCUUUCUUUCUUCGUUUCUCUCCAAGGACGCCAUGGAGCUGGUGGCACCUCUCCUCCCCUUUAUGGGUUCAUAAAGCAGAGCUCCGGGCAGCAGGAAUGGGGGACGCGUCUCCAAGGACUUGAAGGCAUCUGUAGCAAGCUCUGUGUCUUUACAAUAUCCUGUGUGUAAAUGCUGCACCUCUGUAUAUUAUGCACAUAAACGUUUCUUUGGAUACGAUAGGACAGACCUCAGCAGCAGUCAGGUACAACGACUCUUCCUCCUCUGUGUCCCGGUUGUUCCCUGUGUGUGUGUGUGGAUCCGCGUGUCUGGGUAUUGUCUGAGCUCGUUCAAAGAAGGAGGAAAAAAAAUACUUAUUACUAUUACUACUAAUAAGAGGAACAUGGCCUUACUCGAUCCCGUCCUAUUGAUCUUGUUCGACUUGACCAUAAUAAAAGUGAACGCAUGGAAA
Messenger RNA from Coturnix japonica (Japanese quail), 8861 nucleotides. RefSeq names its product ankyrin repeat domain 52 (gene ANKRD52). The record is from RefSeq and is a predicted model, not a curated record. Gene Ontology annotation, molecular function: protein binding. NCBI's taxonomy places the organism in Eukaryota, Metazoa, Chordata, Aves, Galliformes, Phasianidae.